This is a messenger RNA of Pyricularia pennisetigena, 984 nucleotides long. RefSeq lists its product as uncharacterized. The transcript has a single exon. Gene Ontology annotation, cellular component: mitochondrion. The record is from RefSeq and is a predicted model, not a curated record. Lineage: Eukaryota; Fungi; Ascomycota; Sordariomycetes; Magnaporthales; Pyriculariaceae. Gene Ontology annotation, molecular function: DNA endonuclease activity; flap-structured DNA binding; Y-form DNA binding. The coding region runs from base 1 to 984 and encodes 327 amino acids.
AUGUCGCUUCCGCCCAGUCUGACCUGGUUGAAGACUCUGUCCAAGUCGCCAACUGUUGGCCAGCUACAAACAGUAGCCCGGGCAUGCGGAGUGUCGAGCAAUGGCACCAAGCGAGUCUUGACUGACCGCAUCGUCACCAGUCUCGCCAGCCCCCGCGCCUUGUCCGCCAAUGAUCGCAUACUGAGCAUUGACAUGGGCCUGCGGAACUUUGCCUUCUGCCUAUUUACGCCGGUCGCAAACUCCCGUCAAGGGCACGGUCUGAAGCCCAAAGGCUCCGUCGUCACCUCGUUACGCAACAGUGGCGAGGCAACAGAGGCCAGGAAACCUCCGAUGCUCACGCUGCACGACUGGAAAGUCCUCGAUCUGGCCGAGGGGAGCGUGGACAUCAAGAACAACCAAGCCCUAAGCCCCAUCGCAGUGGACCUCGUAAACCGUCAUUUGCUUCCCCUGAAUCCCACUCAUAUCCUCAUAGAGCAGCAGAGAUAUCGUUCUGCCGGGGCUGCGGCGGUGCAGGAGUGGACUCUACGUGUGAAUGCGCUCGAAGCCAUGCUGCACGCCAUCCUGACCGCGAUGCGAUCCUUGGAGCUGUGGAAGGGUGAGGUGACGGCUGUAGAUCCUACCAAAGCGGCGCCCUUCUUCUUUGACGAGACUGGAAGGGUGCCUUCUAAGCAGCUAAAGAAAAUGAAAAUCGAUCUAUUGGGCGAAUGGAUCUCAACAAGGGGUGCGGACUUAUUAGAGCUGGGUAGCCCGCAGGUGAAGAAAUUAGCGGCCUCUUUUCUUGAGCACUGGAAGCCAGUGAAGGGGGCUCGGAGAGUCAAAUCGAAAGCCACCGAGGGCAAUGGUGAGGAACAUUUCAAAAAGCUUGACGACCUCACAGACUGCAUCAUUCAAGGAGCGGCAUGGGCGAGUUGGCAGCAAACGAGGCAUAUACUGGCGCAAGAGGGGAUAGCAGAGAAACUAGCUGGCCUAGUCGGGCACAAAUAG